Molecule: messenger RNA, 646 nt
Organism: Moneuplotes crassus
Lineage: Eukaryota; Ciliophora; Spirotrichea; Euplotida; Euplotidae
Source: the annotation of a GenBank genome assembly
AAUUGAAGCAAAUACAUGGAACAAAGAGUUUACGACAAUAUCUCUACUUUGAAGAGGCACAAGCAGUCCGUUUCAUUUGAUUCAGAGAAUAAGCCAGCCCUUAUGAAAACAUCAUCUACUGGAAAAGUAUGGCUAAAUCAAAAGAAAAACUCUCUCAGUCGAUCUAUGAGACCAAGAUUAGGAAGAAUAGAGACAAAAUAACAUUUUAGAAGCAUGAGUAACCAAGGAAAGCCAAAUCAAGGUAUUUUCUACAGUCUUUCAUUUGAUAGAAAAUUUGACCCAUACUCCUCUUCCACAGCUGAGAAUUCUAAAAUUCCAAAACACAAAUAACCGAAAAUACUCCUUACCCAGAUCAAAACUAAGGCAGAAACAUGACUCUACCAUUAAAUCAAUACCUAUUUCAAACAAAGAGGCUCUUGAGAUUGUCCCUGAUAAUGGUCCAGCUCAACAUCCCUCUGUUUUAAAUCCAAUUUCUGAAAAAGCAAAGAACAUAAUCAAGAGCAAACUUCUGCCUAUCUUCAGCAGGAACAGGCGUGAAGACCUGACAAUAAAUUUUACCUAAUGAUUUCCUAAACAAGAGGCCUAACACUCCUGGAAGCAGCCUCAAAUUCCCUGAGCACAAAGAUGCGAAGACAUUCUUAAAAUA